This is a messenger RNA of Anolis sagrei ordinatus, 2393 nucleotides long. RefSeq names its product glucosaminyl (N-acetyl) transferase 4 (gene GCNT4). NCBI's taxonomy places the organism in Eukaryota, Metazoa, Chordata, Lepidosauria, Squamata, Anolidae. Gene Ontology annotation, cellular component: membrane. The record is from RefSeq and is a predicted model, not a curated record. Gene Ontology annotation, molecular function: acetylglucosaminyltransferase activity.
CAGCAGCAGGCAGCUGUCCAGCAAAGAGAUGGAAUAGAGGGGAGGCAUCACAGAAAGAAACAGUGUUUGGACAGACUUGAACGAAAACAUUUCCUUUUCUUUUACUAGUAGAAAGAAAUUCUCUAGCGCAGGAUCAUAAUCAAGGUAGUGAAGACAAUUCCUUUAGCCACAACAUCAGUUUCCUCCAAAAUAUGGAAAAUACACAGCAAGACAUUGCAUCUUUUUCUCAAGAAGGAGAAAUCCCACAAUCCCGUGAAAUAGAAUCUGAGGAAAUAUCUUCAUCAGUCAUCGAAAAAAGAAGGAAUUAUUUCAUCUUGGCCCUGAGAUGGCUGCAUCAGUGACUGAAAGACUGACUGCAUAAUUCAUUGAAACCAGAAAUGUGGGAGAAGAGAGCAGAAGUGUUACCGAUUUCAGUAAGAUGGAAAAAAAGAACUGUCCAGAUUAACCAGUCUACAUGGUGACUGUAGGAGAGGAAAGAAGAUAAAGAUAAGUCCAAAAGAAUGAAGAGACAUAACUGGACCUACAAUUAUCCAAUAGGACGAAGAUUCUUGCUCUUGUUUUUAAUGGUGUGGCUUUUCUUGCUGCUAAAACUUCUCAAAGUUGAGCAACUGCUACUCUCUCACAAAGACAUUUACUUGGUAGAGCCUCUUUUAAGCACCUCAUCAUAUGUGAAAAACAAAUACACCAAUUUUAAUGAAGAUGGCCAAUAUGAAAUUAACUGUUCUUCCAUAUACAACCAGGAACCUGUGGAAAUUGGGAAGACUUUAGAGAUAAAGCAAAAAGAAAUUAUUGAUUUAGAUGAUGAAGAUGUUGUAGCAAUGACUAGUGAUUGUCAAAUGUACCGCACAAUUAGAGGAUAUCACCUUAAGCCCAUUUCUCUAGAAGAGAAAACAUUUCCAUUAGCUUACUCUUUGGUUGUUCACAAAGAUGCCAUAAUGGUGGAAAGGCUGAUUCAUACGAUAUAUAGCAGCCAGAAUGUUUACUGUAUUCAUUUUGACCAAAAGUCAUCUAGCACUUUUAAGCAAGCUUUGGAGAAUCUCGCUAACUGUUUCUCCAAUGUUUUCAUUGCAUCCAAAUUGGAGGUGGUAGAGUAUGCCUAUAUCUCAAGGCUCCAAGCAGAUUUGAACUGCUUGUCUGAUUUACUUAAGUCUUCCAUUCCAUGGAAGUAUGUGAUCAAUUUGUGUGGCCAAGAUUUUCCUCUGAGGUCAAACUUUGAACUUGUUUCUGAAUUUAAGAGAUUAGAUGGAAGAAACAUGCUGGAGACAGUCAAACCAAGCACAGGGAAAAAGGAACGCUUUACCUAUCACUACGAACUCCAGAAAAUGCCUUAUGAAUAUACAAAGUUGCCUGUGAAAACCAACGUCUCUAAGGACCCACCACCGCACAAUAUUGAAGUGUUUGUAGGCAGUGCCUAUUUUGUUUUAUGCCGCGCUUUUGUAGAGUAUGUUCUUGAAAGUCCCAUUGCUCGAGAUUUUUUUGAAUGGUCAAAAGACACUUAUUCACCUGAUGAACAUUUCUGGGCAACCCUUAUUCGGGCCCCCGGAGCACCAGGACAGAUUUCACAGGAAGCUCAGGAUAUCACGGAUCUUCAGAGCAAAACACGUUUAGUAAAAUGGAACUACCUUGAGGACCAUCUCUAUCCUCCUUGUACUGGAAUACACCUUCGCAGCGUAUGCAUCUAUGGGGCUGCGGAGCUCAGGUGGCUUAUGAACUCUGGGCACUGGUUUGCCAAUAAGUUUGACUCAAAAGUAGAUCCAGUUUUAAUAAAAUGUUUGGCAGAAAAACUUGCAGAACAACAGAAGAACUGGGUUGAAUUGUCUUCUGAAAACUUCUUCAAACACAGAACCUCUACAAAUACCUCGUAACAAUAUAUUAUGUCCAUGAUUGGACUCUAAAAUAUUUUUUUUAAAGGAAAUGAUUGCUGAAAUGAGCCAUAUCAGACACUUCUGUAAGCUACUUUCUGGUCUAUUUUGGUGGAAUCUAAAUUUAUUUCUAUUGAUGCAGCUAGAAGCAAAGCUCUAAUAAGUUGUCCCUAAUUAGGAUCCUUGGAGCAAAGGUGGGAAUGAAACUUGGGAAUGAAAGACCAAAACAGUUCAAUUUAUGUUGGCUUAAUCCAGUGAUAUCCAGUCUUAUUGAAGGUAAUAUGUUCUUCUAAAUUUGAUUGCCUUUUGUCAGCUACAUUACCUUACUCCUUGAAAAGUCCAUGGAGUCCCUCUAUAUCUAUGGUUCUCAACCUGUAGGUCUCCAGGUGUUUUGGCCUUCAACUCCCAGAAAUCCUAACAGCUGGUAAACCGGCUUGGAUUUCUGGGAGUUGUAGGCCAAAACACAUGGGGACCCACAGGUUGAGAACCACUGCUCCAUAUUGUCAUGCUGAAAGCCAGUGUGGUCCAAUG